This is a messenger RNA of Lepisosteus oculatus (spotted gar), 5711 nucleotides long. It is a transcript of the gene rnf26, whose product is annotated as ring finger protein 26. Gene Ontology annotation, molecular function: ubiquitin protein ligase activity. The record is from RefSeq and is a predicted model, not a curated record. Gene Ontology annotation, biological process: ubiquitin-dependent protein catabolic process; protein ubiquitination. NCBI's taxonomy places the organism in Eukaryota, Metazoa, Chordata, Actinopteri, Semionotiformes, Lepisosteidae.
UUACGACUGAAAGAACCAAUAGAGAUGCCUCUCAGCCUCAGCCACUCCCCGGUUUGGAAAACAAAACCGCAAAACUACAUUUGAACAGACUAAUCACAGCCCAGAAGCAAAGAGUUCAUUUCGAGAUAAACCAUCGUAGUCCCUGAAGAGACUGAAGAUAUUUCCUGCCCCGUUCCAGCUCUUAGCUGCUUUGCUGAUUGAUGAAGUGCAGAAGGUUUGGAUUGGGAAGUCAGUAUUGACCGUCUAAGAUAAAACUAAAUGCCGUUGCAAAGGGUUAUUUUGCGUAGAUGUUGAUUUAGAGUAUCGGCGUUUAGUAAAAUCCUCAACGGUUGUCUACGUUUCCAAAGGUUCUUUAAUUCUCAAACUAGAAUUUUGAAGGAGCAAUGUAUACGAUUUCCGUCUUAUUUUAAUUCCCUUGUAUUUUUGUAAACGGACAAAACCUCUACUUAAGAAUCGGAACUGUAAAUGUGCAAAAGAUCUAUGGGUUGAAAGUGGAGAGAAAAAUCGCACAGGAAUAAAACAGACACAAGUGCUUUCACGGUCAUAAUGUAGCAUUUAGAGAAAAUAGCACGUGUGGUUGUGUCAUCCCGAUAAAAAAUAAAAGGAAGCUACUGAAUAUCCGUAAAACAUUCCAAACCCCACACUAAUCAGGAAAGCAACCAAGCAAGAAAUGGGUCUGGUGUACUUCGUGUUCUGCUUCAUCGGGCGAUCCAUAGACUUGCUGUGCUUCAUGUUGGACUUGAAUUUUUGGGUCGUCAACUCUUUGAUGAGGCUGCUGUGGGCUGUGUUCUCCUUCAUCUACCAUCUGCCCGCGCUCAUCACCAACGCGCUGCUGGGCUGCUGGAACCUGAUUCUGCUCGGCCUGCUGUCCGCGGCGGAGGCGGUCGUGGGGUUGGCGCAGGGCUCCCUCAACGCGCUGGGCGGCUGCCUGCGGGCCCUCUGCGGCGUCCUGGAGAGCUUCAAGAUGGUGGGCCACCUCUCCUCGCACGUGCUCCUCCGGGCCAGGGACCUGCUGCACCGCGGCCUGCUGUCGGGGCAGUCGGUCCUGCGCCAGCUCUGCGACGGCUGCGGCAUCGCCCUCAGCCUCGUCCUCUACUUCGUCAACACGGUCGUCAACAUGCUCCUCAUCGGCACGCAGAACUGCUUCGCCCUGGCGGCCGCCACGUGGGAGGUGGUGUCCGGGCCCUUCCAGAAGGCCCUCGAGCUUGCCCUCACUCUCUUCAGCUACCUCUCCAGCAGCCUGGUGGGCACGGCCAUCCUUCUGUGGACGCCCUGCCAGGUGGCGCUGGAGUUCCUCUGCUCCCUCAGCCAUAUUUUCAUCAGCGUCUUCCUGCUCAACCUGUACGGCCUGGUGCUCACCCUGGGCAUCGUCUCGGCCACCACCCUCUACCUGAACCCCGACCUGUCCCGGCGCGGGGCGGACCGCACCCUCCACUACAUCAGCACCGUGCCCGCCCUCUACCGCCUCCAGCGGGUCCUGCAGCGCCUCUACCUGCUCGCCUUGGCGCGGGCGCAGGCUGUGGUGGAGGCGGACGUCUGGCAGCGAGGAACCUGGCCGGGCAGCCGGGCCGGGCACAGAAGAGGGGCUACGCAGGCAGCCACGCCAGCGGGAGGAAGUGUGGGGGCUGGCGCCGGGGAGGUCAGGCAGCCAGGGGUCAUGGAGGAAGAAAGACCUCCAGUGGGCGGAACGGCCGCCCUCAUUCAGCACGCCCUAGGUCCCCCAGAACAUGCGGGCGGGCAGGGGGACGAGCCCCCCGAGAACAGUACCCAGUCCGCCUCUGCCACCCCCAGCUCCAGCAUGGACAGACCCUUGCAGAGGUGCCCUUCAGCUGAGGGGUACAGAGGGCCGCCCCCAGACAGCCUGCUGACGAUGCUGAAGGAGCACGAGGAGAGGAAGAAGUGCGUGAUAUGCCAGGAUUGCGUCAAGACCGUCCUGCUGCUGCCCUGCCGGCACCUGUGCCUGUGCCGGGACUGCGCCAACAUCCUCCUGCGCCAGCCCAUCUACCAGCACAACUGCCCGCUCUGCCGCCAGAUGAUCCUGCAGACCAUGGACGUAUAUCUCUGAGCCGAUGGGCUUGAGGACCGCGAGCACGUUUUUACACUAAUGGAAAAGCAGUGCCUGCUAUUGAUGCUGGCAGGAGGGUGAAUUGCAGGUUAAUGAACCAGCUUCUCAAUUAAUUAGAUAGCCUCUCAUACACUAAUUUACACUUGUAGAUGUUCCAGUCUGUUCCAUCUCUGGCUCUAAAAGGCAGCUACAUAGUUGAAUGGUUAAUCAGCCAUCAGUAGACAAGUAGCAAGAUGUCACUCCAAGUGAGUGAUCAAGCCAGGACUGGAAAAUGCAGUUCCAUCGGUAUUUUAUCAUCUUACUUCAGUCCAUUUCUGGAAGGUGUGCAAGGUUUUCAAACUGUUUCUCGUUUUGAGAUGGACUUUUUACAUUAUUAUUCAUUUUCUUGUUUUGUGUAUAUAUGGUAAAUGACGGCAUUAACUCAUCUGUAAGAAGCCGUAGUCCCUUCUUUUUUGGCACGGAAAUAUAGUCUGGCCGGUCCUAUUGCAUUCCUGCCUGGUGCUCUCACCAUCUGAUUGUCCUUCUCCACUGGCUGUCAAUUUUGAAUGUGAUUGAAAUCCUCUCGCAAGUUAUUAUUUGUCUGCUGCUCUGCUUUUUGACAUAGUUGGGGUAAUGUCCUGAGCUCUUGAGGCUUUUUUUUGGGAAGUGGAAAUUGAUCACAUCUAGCAGUUAGGGUAGGGGUCAGUUCCAGGUUUUCCUUUGCAGUUCCCUAUCCUGAUCAGUUCUGUAAAUCUAAAAAAGAAAUUGGAAUUCAAAAUGUAGACUUGACCCCACCUCGGUCAGCAGUGACCACAGUUGAAAAACAGCAGUGCUCUAUGCUGGGUUUCAGUUUAUCUGUGCGUAAUCAAGGUCACUUUCUGAAGGCUUAUUAAUGCAUUAAUUGAAGUUCUCCUCUGUCUUUCAGUCAAACUAGCUUGUGAGAGUUGAGUACUACAUAGCACCUAUGUGUGAUGCAUCUUACAGUGCUUUCUGUACAUCUUCUUGAAUAAUCCAAGCCAAAUGCACUAUUGUACAUAAGAUUGUGUACUGCUGUCUAUUAAAAUAUCUCUGGGAUGCCUUUCAGCCUGCACAUGAAAUUGCACUCUCCUUGUUCAAUUAAAAUGAGUUUCCAUCACUCGUGAUCACACCAGCCCCAUCCUAGGUGUUAAUACUGUGGCUUGCUAUCCCUUCUCAGCUGUGAUCAGGCUGUAUAUUUGCACCCUGCUUCUAGAUGUGUUCAGGCAGGAUGAAAUAGGCACUGGUGGCGCAGUCUUGCCACAUGAAAACAACCCGCUUGAUAUGAUGACCUGAGGCUGCUUAUAAAACUGUAGCUAGCGUGCUCAGCCAGUUAUAGGCUCUCACUGGCUUGAUGUGAAGAAAUGUGCAGUACAGUUUACGAAGUUAGGCUUUUCUUGUGUCUUCUUUGCUGAAGGCUAAUGUUUUGAGAUUUUACACAUUUGUCCACAUGCUUGCACACUGGGUUUUCUGAGCCAUUCGGUCGUUUUCAGAGGUAGAAGCUGAAUUGCACACUUUUAUUUAGUAAAUGUUCUGAUUUAAAGGGUGCAGAUUCCACACACAGCUGAAUAGUAUAAGAUACAUUUGGUAAAGAGAGGGUAUCAAACAUUCCCUUGGUUGUUCUUUCAAGCUUUUAGCAAUGUUGGGUUAUUUUUUAAUUUUGUAUGUGCUCUCUAAUCCUCACCUUUCAUUUCAGAUGCACUUCAGCUUCCUUUCUAGCGCUGUCAAAAGAAGACACCAGUCAUUGAUCUGUUGGCUGAAAUUACAGUUGACGUGAUGUUGGAACGGAGGUGCUUACCUUUCAUUUGGGCCUUGACUAAAAGGGUAUUGAUCAGCAUUCUUUGAAAUAUAACAUUACAGUUUUACAGCAGGAAAACGCCUCUGUUUUGUGCCUGCAAUUAAAUUAGUUUGUUUUGAUCGCCAGAGAGCUGCCCUGAGUGCAACAGAUAGAAAAAGAACAAAUUCCGAUAAGACUUUGUUUGGCUCGGAGGAGGGUGAAAAGUUCUGGAACAAAAAAACAUCUGGUUUAUUUUGAUCUGCCUUCAGUGAUUUAAGACCUCUUCAGAUGUCUCCUAUUUCACUGUUUGAAACUUGGACAAGCUUUUUACUGCCACUUAGAAGAUUUUUUAUUUUCUCAAAACAUUGAGUGACUUUUCCCAUUCCAUGCUAAACAAAUGUAAUUCCUGAUAAUGUUAUUUUUUUUUAAUUCCCGCCUCAGAUAGUAUUUAUUUUUUGGCCUUUUCAGUUUACUAGAUGUUGCAGGAUACAGAAAUCAGUCCCAAAGGAGCUGUGUUAUUGGGUACCUGUGUUCUGGACUCUUCUACGUUGAAAAGUGCAUUAUUUGUCUUGAGUAUUAGAACUUUUUUUAUCUGUGCAUUAAGAAAGAUGCUAAAUGUUCAUGGGUUAGUAAAGGAGUCGAGUCAAAUGUUGUUCACUUUCGCACAGAGGAGAGUUUCUGGGUCUCUGUUUUAUGCAUUCAAUAUUCCUUUGAAAUUUUCAGUAGGGAAGUUCAUCUUGUAUGGUUUGACAACAGUGUUCUGUAACAGCUGUGAAACUUUCUAAAAACACCUUGAUAUAAUGUCUUGACAUUCUAAGUUGUGCUACUGUUGAGAUGACUUUUCUGAAAGCAGGACAUCUCCUUACCUCACCAUACUGUUUAUUCUGUGUGCUGUGUGCUCUCUCUUAUGUUGUAAUGGCUAUGCAAUGUAAUGGUUUAGCAUUGGUUUAAAACUGGGACACUGCUUGCUCCAUUUUGUUUUCCUUAAAAACAUUCCAUGCUAAAUGCUCAAACGAUAACUCACAGUUAUCACUCAUGAAUUUACAAAUAGAUGUAAAAUCAUUUUAACUACAUUGAGAUUUAACGACCAAGGAAGCUGGUUGUGCCAUUGAUUGAUUAAUUUUUAAUAACUAAAGUUCUGUUCAGUUCAAGCCCCUUUGAAAUUAUGUGUCUUUCCUGAUUCAGUCGUGUGCUGGAAACAGCAGGUCACAAUGAAACAUCAAAGGGCAGAUAUUCUCUUCACAGAAGCUUUUCUCCUUCCUGACCUUCAGAGCUGAAUGCUGUGCUCUAGUCCCAGUGAUAAAUUAGGAAAUGUGGGCCUACCUUGUUUGCACAAAAGCCACACUGGUUGAGCUCUAUAAAAUGUUCUGUAUUUGUGGUAGCUCUUCAGGUUCACUCUCUCAAGCACUGAAGGGACAGGGCCUCAACACUUGCUAAAAGCUUCCUUCACUUAGCUUGAGUCAGAGUGGUAAAAUAAUCCAGACAGAAGCAAUCCAGUUGAUUGCUGGCUGUGCUUGGGUCCAUGUUUUCAAACAUGUAGGCAUUUCAUCAUCCCAUGCGAGCCAAUACUGAAACAUUCUGCUUUUCCUUUCUUAAUCAUUGCCGCCUGUGAUCAUGAAAACAGAAGCAGGUGCUGUAAUUGGCAAUUUUAGGAGUGUUUGGUUAACUUAGAUGGUGGAGGGGAACCUUUUAAAAUGAUGCUGGGAAAACAGCUGUCUCUUCAAGUUCAUAUAGGUCCUGGAGCUCUUACUUUAUUCUAUGGGUUGUUGCAAUAAACUGUGAAUACUUCAUUGGACCUUUUAUAUGUCCGCAUCGAUGAAAUGUCUGUGCAAUGAUUCUGAAGUCAGUAUUUUGACAAAAAUAAAUGUGCUUCUU